Messenger RNA from Nematocida ausubeli, 786 nucleotides. RefSeq lists its product as uncharacterized. The transcript has a single exon. Bases 1 to 786 code for a protein of 261 amino acids. Lineage: Eukaryota; Fungi; Microsporidia. The record is from RefSeq and is a predicted model, not a curated record.
AUGACAAAUAGCACUGGGUGUAUUGGUCUUUUUCGGAAUGGAGAUAUAGAUAAGGAAGUGGAUCUGCUGGACAGAGAGCCAAUUAGCAUGCGCACGUAUCUGAGCCUUAUAAUCGAAUCAUUUAAUAAAAAAAGUGACUUUGUCUUGGCAAUUGUCAUUCCUGCAGAGACAGCUGUGAAGGAAUGUGCAGAUGACAAUAUUCCUGCAAGUAUUGUGGGGAAGGGCAUGGUGUACCUGGCAGAAUGCAUAAAUCUCCAUAGAUUUCAUGUCUCAAUUAGCAACCCGAAUGUGAUUGCUGUCUCCAGGAAAAAUGUUGUAGACCCGAAUGUAAAGUGCCACAUAAAAACCAUCUACUACUACGCACUGGGAUAUUCUGCCUUUGCUGAAAUUCUGAACAAAAAAGACAAAAAGCUCUUUAAGAGUCUGUCUCGUGUCCAGGAAGAUUCGCCUGCUGCCGUUGCAGAGCUGGCUGGAAUGAAUCCUUUGAUACUUACAUGCUCGUGGGUUGGGACAGAAGACGACUACCUGAACAACAGCAUAUUCCACACGUACUUGGAAAAAAACAAGAUUCUGGGAUACUUCUUUGAUGCAAAGAAGCAUUGUGACAGGCAGGUGAAAAAAGAAAGAGUUCUUGUCCGGGGCGUGCUUCUUGCAAUUGGGUGCUUCCUUAUAUGCUCGCUCAUCAUUCAAAGUAUUCUUCAUGAAUUUUCAUAUCCAACCCUUCUUUACCACACGACAGCCAUGCUUUUCUGUGGAAUAGUCAUGCUAAUUAAUGAAAGAAUCUAG